AUGUUGGUGCUGGACGCUGAUACGUCUGUGGUUAAUCCGAAUCACUGUAUUGAAGAAUACAUUGAUCCCAGAGUUGAUAUUGUUUUUUACGAACGAUUUUUUAACUGGGAAAUAGCUAGCGGAAAUUAUCUUGUAAGAAACACACAAUUUGCAAAAGAUUUUUUGUUACGUUGGGCAAAUUACGGACGAAAUGCUAUAGACUAUUUAUGGUGGUCAGGAUCUGACAAUGGAGCUUUACAUAUGGUAUUUCUAGAAACUAUUCUUCCAAGCGAUUCGCAAGAAGUUAAAAAUUGUCGAAAUCUUUGGUUAAAGGCUCGUGCUUAUGAUACAUAUGUACCAUUUGUUGUAUGUGUUCGAUUUUAUUUAGGAGCUACUCGAAUUUGGCCACAAAGGCUAAAACUUUUAAGGCGAGCUCAUGGCUUCUGUCGUGAUUGGUAUAAUACUGGUGGCUUAUGGACUGAGCGUGACUUCCUGAUUCAUGGAUGGAAAUCUCAAACUGUCCGAGAUAAUGACUGGGCAUCACCAUUCUAUAAAGAUAUUGAGUUAUCACGUUGUGGAAAUAAUUAUGAUGGCUGGCCAUGGAAACCGGAUAAGAAGGUGAAAAUUGAAGAAAUUCGACAUUUGAUAGAGCUGGCAGAAAAUCGUUCUGCACGAACAUUCCCGAAGAAUCAUUUGGUGAUACCGUUUCUUGAUCAACCGGAUAUUGCACAAUGCUAUCCAAAUUGUGAUAUAAACGAACGAUUUUCCAGCAAUUAA
Molecule: messenger RNA, 756 nt
Organism: Enterobius vermicularis (human pinworm)
Lineage: Eukaryota; Metazoa; Nematoda; Chromadorea; Rhabditida; Oxyuridae
Source: the annotation of a GenBank genome assembly